CGAUCCUCUACCUCGACCCAGUCUUUGAUCUCGUCCACGACCACCGCAACGAUAGAGCACCACACCACAUCACCCCCCUUUUCCUACCUAUACGACCCUUGUCCUCAGAAGAAGCUUUAGAAAAAUGUCUGCCGGACCGAUCAACCCGAAACCGUUCUUACAAGACCUUACCGGAAAACAAGUCUGGGCGAAAUUGAAGUGGGGGCUGGAGUAUAAGGGGUAUUUGGUCAGCACGGAUGGGUAUAUGAAUUUACAGCUGGCCAACGCGGAAGAAUGGCAGGAUGGCAAGAACAACGGGGCGUUGGGAGAGGUGUUCAUCAGGUGUAACAACGUUCUCUACGUCCGAGGUGCCAAUGAUGAGGAGAGGGCCGGUGCGGGUGCGACGAUGGAUACGGAUUAGAGUGGGAAGAGGGGAUGGAGGGUCACAAGGGGCGGAAAGGGGGGAUGAAGAGGUCUCUUGAUAUCCCGGCGGUGAAACGUAUUACCAGAUAAAAAGUGUUUGUCCUUUCGCUCCACGGGGGUUACUUGGUUCUUUAUGUUAUGAUGAAUGAUUUUCGUGUUU
Molecule: messenger RNA, 562 nt
Organism: Filobasidium floriforme
Lineage: Eukaryota; Fungi; Basidiomycota; Tremellomycetes; Filobasidiales; Filobasidiaceae
Product: mRNA processing-related protein
Exons: 4
Coding region: 125-400 (91 amino acids)
Biological process (GO): spliceosomal snRNP assembly; mRNA splicing, via spliceosome
Cellular component (GO): U1 snRNP; catalytic step 2 spliceosome
Molecular function (GO): RNA binding
Source: RefSeq, a predicted model, not a curated record